CCGCGGGUCUGCCGAGGUACCCCAGAUCGGGGUUACAUCACCGCCUCCCGGGCAGAGCUAUCCCGCCCGCAUUCAUAUGCUUUUAUGCUGUAUCUGUGUGUCCGGUCAAUACGCCGCACAGCAUCGUCCCCCCCCAUCAACCAAACAGAGCAUCACACGGGUCGCAAAUUCCCAUCAGGUAGCCGUCAGACCCUCCCGCAAUGGCCCCGAUGCUCGAGUUCCGCACGCAGGGCUACAACCCGUACGCCGUUAAGUACUCGCCCUACUACGAUUCACGCAUCGCCGUCGCAUCUUCGGCCAACUUUGGCAUCGUUGGCAAUGGCCGCGUCUUCUGCCUCGCCUUAACGGCGCGGGGCGUCGAGGUCGAGACGACAUUUGACACGAACGACUCGCAAUACGACCUGGCCUGGUCCGAGAUCAACGAGAACCAGCUUGUCGUCGCGUGCGGCGACGGCUCCAUCAAGCUCUUCGACCUGGGCGUCAAAGACUUCCCCGUCAUGAACUUCCACGAGCACAAGCGCGAGACCUUUUCAGUCAACUGGAGCCCCAUAACAAAAGAUACCUUCGUAUCAAGCUCGUGGGACGGCACGAUCAAAGUGUGGUCCCCGACCCGCGAACACUCCCUCCGCACUCUCCCCGUCGGCAACUGCACCUACUCGGCCUCCUUUCAGCCCUCGAAUCCGCACGUCAUCUCGGCCGUCUCGUCCGAUUCCCAGAUCCGCAUCUUUGACCUUCGCACGCCCGUCUCCUCGCGCUACCACCUGACGUCCAUGAUCCCCGUCCACGCCGCCGGCCCGUCCUUCCCCUCCGCCGCGCCCGCCGAGGUUCUCACCCACGACUGGAACAAGUACCGCGACACCGUAAUCGCGACGGGCGGGGUCGACCGCGCUGUGCGCACCUUUGACAUACGGAACCUGACAGCCGGGCCCCUGGCCGUCAUGCAGGGGCACGAGUACGCCGUGCGCAGGCUGGCAUGGAGCCCGCACGCGAGCGACCUGCUGCUGACAGCGAGCUAUGAUAUGACGGUCAGGUUGUGGGACGACCGGUCGAACGCGCCGCCCACGGGACCACCGGGUGGCGCGCAGGUCGGCGCGCAAGUCGGCAUCAUGAACCGACAUACCGAGUUCGUCGUCGGUGUGGAUUGGUGUCUGUUCGGUGUCGGGGGCUGGGUUGCAACGGUCGGCUGGGACGAGAGGGUUCUUCUCUGGGACGCGAAUGCGCUCUUGGCUGGCCGGUAGCAGAAGAAGGGCGAGCGUUUGAUUUAGGUUGGUCUGGGUUGGUUUGGUUUCUGUUUUGGUGGCGCUCAAGAUGCUCCUCUUCAAGGAGGGAGGAGGUGUUGAGCUCUUUUACUCUUUCUAUUUGGCUUCCUUGCUGGGGCGUUGAGGAUUUCAAGAGGCAGCGUGCAUAGCCGAUUUGAAACAAAGGGAUCGACUUUUUGCAUGUGCUCCGACGGCACUGGCUGGCGUUGAUAGGAACAGGCCUUGACAUUUUAUGUUUGAAGGGGAAUCUACUCGGAUGUAGAGUUAGAAAAGAAGCAUUUAUGCAAUGGUUGUUAGUGUAUGGCAGCGACAUCGCGUAAACUCCUUAGUCUUAUGAGCCUUGACCGCAUCGACCACACACGAAUAAUGCU
Molecule: messenger RNA, 1630 nt
Organism: Colletotrichum destructivum
Lineage: Eukaryota; Fungi; Ascomycota; Sordariomycetes; Glomerellales; Glomerellaceae
Product: Putative WD40/YVTN repeat-like-containing domain superfamily
Exons: 3
Coding region: 201-1238 (345 amino acids)
Biological process (GO): protein import into peroxisome matrix
Cellular component (GO): cytosol; peroxisomal matrix
Molecular function (GO): protein binding
Source: RefSeq, a predicted model, not a curated record